GUCACUGUCAGCUGUGAUAACUGUCAACGUCAAUAAUGUCGACGGAUAAGUCAAUGUCAAUGUCGUGCGUCAGUUGUUCAGGUACGUUCCGAUAUAAUCACUCUAAAAAAGAAUUUAUGCUCGUAUAUUCGCCUUUUAUAAUAUCCAGUAUCAAAUAAAUCCUAUUAAUUCGCUACUUUGCAUCGAAUAAAAUAAUUCCAAUCGUUUUCAACAAGGGUUUUCCAACUUUUUUCACCCGGAUGUCGGAAGUGUCCGCCAUGUUCGCAUUUCGUGUUUUCAUCUUUCUUUUUAUGGUUUCCGUGACAGAAAGACAGCACGUUGUAGAAUUUUAACAGAUAGUUCAAGAUGGCGCCGCGGUACGAAAUAGCAGUGGGUUUACAGAAAGGACAUAAGACCACAAAGAUUUCCGAGAAAUCGAAACUGAACAAAAUUCGACCGGCCCGGUUGAAGGGGAUCCAAACCAAGCACUCCAAGUUCAUCAGAGACUUGAUCCGCGAAGUUGUCGGACAUGCUCCCUACGAAAAACGAGCCAUGGAAUUGUUGAAGGUAUCGAAGGACAAGAGGGCCCUGAAGUUCCUGAAGCGCCGUCUUGGCACCCACAUCAGAGCCAAGAGGAAGCGUGAGGAACUGUCCAACAUCCUCACCCAGAUGCGUAAACAACAAGCUACCCAUAAGUAGGUUUUUUGUAAGAGCUAAGUAAGAAAAUAAUAAAGUUUAUCACUUAUUAAACGAGUUUAUUUUAUAUGAAAUUAAUUACAACACUCCUAUGUUAUUUAUAAUGUUAUCUGCAUCGUCGACAACCGCUUCAUCCCAUGGUCCGUAGAUUGUUUCUUUAUGUUUUUGCAAUUGAACGUACAACGUAGGGCAAAUUAUACAUAUCAAAAUGGUAGCGCACAUGAAUAAACAAGUAGCUAAUUUACUGAUGGAAAUCAAUAAAUAAAUAUCGAUGAUAAAAUAAAACCACACGAAAUAAAUAGGGUGCUUUAGGGCUGUCCACAAUAUGGGAAAUAGUACAAACAUUUCGAUAGCUGCUGUCAUUAGAGCGAAAGCAUCGAAAGGGGAAGAAAGUCUGGAAGCUAGGCAAAUAGAUGCGAAAAUGGCCGUGCUAAGGGAUAUACUGUUUGAUACUAAGGCAGCACCUACUCCAUAAUCGUAAAAUAUCAUAUGCACUAAUAGCAUAAGAAAAGUGGUCAUGUAGAUGGAAUUCGUACUGACUGUAUCUGUAAGUGUAUGUAAAACAGGCGAAAACAACCUACCGACUACUACAAACGUUAUGAUAGUCCUCAGAUCGUUUCCGAGCUUCAAUUUGAUAUUUUCGCUGAAAAUGAGCAAGUAAUACAGGAAUCCUAGAACUGUUACAACACUAGUAAAACUCAGGAGCGUACUGGGGUUUAUCCAGUCAUUUAGUAGAUAAAAAUAUAUCGUAACGAACGUUACGACAUUGCAAAACUCCUGCAAAAACAGUAAUGAAUAAAGAAACGAUUCGAGGAAUGUUACUUCCUUGAAGUCGAUGUUUUUCUUCAAGUCUUGCAGGAAUAUUUUCUUAUCGCUGUAGUUGUCUGCGUACGGUUGUUUUUCGUAGAGGAUUUUUUUCCAAGGCGGUUUGGAAUCCAUGGCUGUUAAUUAAGGUUAAUCAUAUUAUUCGGUAAAUAAUUAUAAAUUCUAAUAAAUUAGGUUAUGUA
Phyllotreta striolata is the source of this 1682-nucleotide messenger RNA. The record is from the annotation of a GenBank genome assembly. Lineage: Eukaryota; Metazoa; Arthropoda; Insecta; Coleoptera; Chrysomelidae.